UUUAAGUGGGAGAACUUGCACAAUCGGUGGCUGACUAAAUACUUUUUUGCCCCACUGUACAUGUGGGCGGACACGUUCGGUCCACUCGCCAAAGUAUCGCAACUGCCGAUACCGCAUCCCGGAUUCGACUCGGUAUCGGCUCGGACCGCCUAAUGAUUGUUUGUUCUCAGUGGUUACAGAACGUUCCCCGGGUCACGUGACACGGCCCCGGGUACGUCUUGCUUCGUGUCACACCGAGGGUGUGCGCGUGCGCACGCGCGCGGACUCCCGCAGACCUGCGAUUUGGCGGCGGCGGCGGCGGCGCCAUUUCCACUGCAGUCGGCGUCCAGCAGCCAAGCAUGUUGUCGCGGGUGCUGAUGACCGGGACGGGGCCGCGGCUUCACCUAGCUGUCUUCUCUUCUUCUUCUUCUUCUUCUUCUUCUUCUUCUUCCACCUGCAGCAGCAUGAAGGAAGGAGUAAAGAAGAGCAUGAAGGAGGAAGGAGAAGGAGUAAAGAUGAGUGCACUUAAGAGCAUGAAGGAGGAAGGAGAAGGAGUGAAGAUGAGUGCACUUAAGAGCAUGGAGGAGCUGCAAGGACCCAGCUUCCUCACCACACUUUACUGGCUCUUUGGCAAGAGAUACUUCAACACCACGCAUCAGAUGCAAAUCGAGCACAAGAAGAUCUACGGGGCCCUGUGGAAGUCCACCUAUGGCCCCCUAGUGGUGGUGAACGUGGCCAGCGCCCAGCUGAUCGAGGAGGUGCUGAGACAAGAAGGACCACUUCCUGUCCGCACUGACAUGCCACACUGGAGGGCCUACAGGGAGCUGCGGCAUCAAGCCCACGGGCCCCUCUCAGAGAUGGGCAUAAAGUGGCAUCGUAUUCGCAGUAUUCUGAACCCGCGCCUACUGAAGCCGCACCACGUGGGGUCCUACUCUGGCAGGAUCAACCAGGUGGUCCAGGACUUGGUGGUCCGCCUGCGCUGGCUGAGGACUACCAGUGGUGACGGGGUGAUGGUUCACCAGGUCACCCAGGAACUCUACAAGUUUGCCUUUGAAGGCAUCUGCUCGGUGGUGUUUGAGAGCAGGAUGGGAUGUUUGGAGCAGAAAGUUCCAGAAGAGACUCAGAAGUUCAUCUGGUCUGUAGGAGAAAUGUUCCGUUUGUCUCCCAUCAUAGUCCUCUUCCCCACAUCUCUGUGGCCUUACCUGCCCUACUGGAACACCUUUGUCUCCGUCUGGGAUCACCUCUUUCUAGUCUCUGAGGUUCUGGUGCAGAAGAAGAUGGAGGAGCUGGAGCAGCAGCAGCAUGAGGAUGUGGACCUGGAAGGUGCGUACCUGACUCACCUGCUCCUCAGCCAGCAGAUGAGCAUGUCAGAGAUCCUGGGCAGCGUGACGGAGCUCCUCCUGGCGGGUGUGGACACGACCUCCAACACCAUCUCCUGGGCUUUGUACCACCUGGCCAGGGAACCCGCCAUCCAGGAGAGGCUGCACCAGGAAGUGCUGCGCAUUUGCCCCGCCCACAGGAUGCCCGACGGCGAGGACGUGGCCAAGAUGCCCUACCUGAAGGCGGUGGUGAGGGAGACGCUGAGGAUGUAUCCUGUGGUGCCAGGGAACGCUCGCCUUACCGUGGACGGUGACGUCGUGGUGGGAGGACAUCUUUUUCCUAAAGGGACUCUCUUCCACCUGUGUCACUACGCCGUGUCGAUGGACGAGAGCGUGUUCCCCGACCCGCACGCCUUCCUGCCGGAGCGAUGGCUACGGGGUGGCGAGGAGAAGGCCAAGCCACACCCCUUUGGAUCGGUGCCGUUCGGCUUCGGGGUGCGGGCGUGUCUGGGCCGGCGUGUGGCGGAGCUGGAGAUGUACCUGCUGCUAGUCACGCUCAUCAAAGAGUUUGAGGUGAGGCCCGACCCCGCUGGGACCGUCGUCACACCCAUCACCAGAACCCUCCUGUGCCCGGCCACGCCCAUCAACCUCCUUUUUGUGGACCGCUGAGGUGAGGAGGCGGAGUCUCUAUGCCACACCUGCACUUUCUGUUGCCACGUUUGACACAAACUCACAUUUUCUUAUUCGUAUUUCAUAUUAGAUAUUAGAUAUUUCAUAUUUCCAUCCAUCCAUCUUCUUCCGCUUAUCCGAGGUGGGGUCGCGGGGGCAGCAGCCUAAGCAGGCAAGCCCAGACUUCCUUUUCCCCAGCAACUUGGUCCAGAUCCUCUCAGGGGAUCCCGAGGCGUUCCCAGGCCAGCCGGGAGACAUAGUCUACCCAACGUGUCCUGGGUCUUCCUCGUGGUCUCCUACUGGUCAGAUGUGCCCUAAACACCUCCCUAGGGAGGCAUCCUGACCAGAUGCCCGAACCACCUCAUCUGGCUCCUCUCCAUGUGGAGGAGCAGUGACUUUACUUUGAGCUCCUCCCGUUUGACAGAGCUUCUCACCCUAUCUCUAAGGGAGAGACCCACCACCCGGCGGAGGAAACUCAUUUGGGCCGCCUGUACCCGUGAUCUUGUCCUUUCGGUCAUAACCCAAAGCUCAUGACCAUAGGUGAGGAUGGGAACGUAGAUCGACUGCUAAAUUGAGAGCUUUGCCUUCCGGCUCGCGAUGGAUUGAUACAGCGUCCGCAUUACUGAAGACGCCGCACCGAUCCGCCUUUCCAUCUCACCAUCCACUCUUCCCUCACUCGUGAACAAGACUCCUAGGUACUUGAACUCCUCCACUUGGGGCAGGGUCUCCUCCCCAACCCGGAGAUGGCACUCCACCCUUUUCCGGGCGAGAACCAUGGACUCGGACUUGGAGGUGCUGAUUCUCAUCCCAGUCACUUCAAUCCAAUUUGCCACCAAGGAGUUUUUCACCUCAGCCCCAGAAAUAGGAGAGCCCACCACAGAUUCCCCAGGCGCUGCUUCCUCAUAGGAAGACGUGUUGGUGGGAUUGAGGAGGUCUUUGAAGUAUUCCCUCCAUCCAUCCACAACACCCGCGGUGGAGGUCAGCAGCACACCAUCCUCACCAUACACCGUGUUGACAGUGCACUGCUUCCCCUUCCUAAGGCGGAAGAUGGUGGUCUAUCCAGAAUCGUUUUCCAUGGCUUCACCAAACUCCUCCCAUGUCUAAGUUUUUACCUCUGCGAGCGCUGAAGCUGCACACCGCUUGGCCUGUUGGUACCUGUCUGCUGCCUCCGGAGUCCUAUGAGCCUAAGGAACCCGAUAAGACUCUUUCUUCAGCUUGACGGCAUCCUUCACGGUUUUAGGAUUACUGCCACGACAGGCACCAACAACCUUGCGGCCACAGCUCCAAUCGGCCGCCUGGACAAUGAAGGUGUGGAACAUGGUCCACUAGGACUCAAUGUCCAGCACCUCCCUGGUCAAUAGAGGUGUGGAACAUGGUCCACUAGGACUCAAUGUCCAGCACCACUCUGGUAAAUAGAGGUGUGGAACAUGGUCCACUCGGACUCAAUGUCCAGCACCUCCCUCGUGACAUGUUCAAAGGUCUUCCGGAGGUGGGAAUUGAAACUCUCUCUGACAGGACGUUCCCAGCAGACCCUCACAAUGCGUUUGGGCCUGCCAGGUGUGUCCGGCAUCCUCCCCCACCAUCGCAGCCAACUCACCACCAGGUGGUGAUCGGUGAAAGGCUCCGCCCCUCUCUUCACCCGAGUGUCCAAAACAUGAGGCCGCAAAUCCGAUGACACAACUACAAAGUGGAUCAUGGAACUGUGUCCUGGUGCCAAGUGCACAUAUGGACACCCUUAUGUUUGAACAUGCUGUUUGUUAUGGACAAUCUAGGACCAGCACUAAAGUCCAAUAACUAAACACCACUCGGGUUCAGAUCCGAUCCCAAUCACGCCUCUCCAGGUCUCACUGUUGUUGCCAACAUGAGCGUUGAAGUCCCCCAGUAGGACAAGGGAGUCACCGGGGGGCGCACUCUCUGUGGGGCGGUAUAGCUCAGUUGGUAGAGUGGCCGUGCCAGCAACUUGAGGGUUCCAGGUUCGAUCCCCGCUUCUGCCGUCCUAGUCACUGCCGUUGUGUCCUUGGGCAAGACACUUGACCCACCUGCUCCCAGUGCCACCCACACUGCUUUAAAUGUAACUUAGAUAUUGGCUUUCACUAUGUAAAGUGCUUUGAGUCACAAGGGAAAAGCGCUAUAUAAAUAUAAUUCACUUCACACUUCACUCUCCAGUGCUCCCUCGAGGGAAUCCAAAGGGGUGGGUACUCUGAGCUGCUGUUUGGUGCGUAAGCACAAGCAACAGUCAGGACCCGUACCCUCACCCAAAGGCGGAGGGAAGCUACCCUCUGGUCCACUGGGUUGAACUCCAUCAUGGAGGCUUUGAACCCUCUGGUCCACUGGGUUGAACUCCAUCAUGGAGGCUUUGGACCCUCUGGUCCACUGGGUUGAACUCCAUCAUGGAGGCUUUGAACCCUCUGGUCAACUGGGUUGAACUCUAUCAUGGAGGCUUUGAACCCUCUGGUCCACUGGGUUGAACUCCAUCAUGGAGGCUUUGAACCCUCUAGUCCACUGAGUUGAACUCCAUCAUGGAGGCUUUGAACCCUCUGGUCCACUGGGUUGAACUCCAUCAUGGAGGCUUUGAACCCUCUGGUCCACUGGGUUGAACUCCAUCAUGGAGACUUUGAACCCUCUGGUCCACUGGGUUGAACUCCAUCAUGGAGGCUUUGAACCCUCUGGUCCACUGGGUUGAACUCCAUCAUGGAGGCUUUGAACCCUCUGGUCCACUGGGUUGAACUCCAUCAUGGAGGCUUUGAACCCUCCGGUCCACUGGGUUGAACUCCAUCAUGGAGGCUUUGAACCCUCUGGUCCACUGGGUUGAACUCCAUCAUGGAGGCUUUGAACCCUCCGGUCCACUGGGUUGGACUCCAUCAUGGAGGCUUUGAGCAACAAGAAUUGCCACCCCAGCUCGUCGCCUCUCACUGCGUGCAACACCAGAGUGGAAGAGAGCCCAGCCCCCCUGGAGAGAACUGCCUCCAGAGCCCUGGCUGUGCGAGGAAGUGAGUCUGACUAUAUCCAGCCAGAACCUCUCCACCUGGCGCACCAGCUCAGGCUCCUUCCUCCCCAGCCAGGUGACAUUCCACAUCUCAAGAGCUAGCUUAUGUAGCCCAGGAUGGGACCACCAAGUGCCCUGCCCCCCAGCUCACACCGCACCCCACCUCCAUGGCCCCUCCCAUGAGGGGUGGGCCCAUUGGAAGGGGACCCAGGUUGCUUCCUCAGGCUGUGACCGGCUGGGCCCCAUGGGGACUCGCCAUCCAGCCCCACCUCCAGAGUCCUUGCUCUUUGUUCUUUCAUAUUUCAUAUUUCAAUAUUAUUGAUUAUUGAUAUUAGAUAUUAGAUCAUUGAUUAUUGAUAUGAUAUAUUAGAUGAUUGAUUAUUGCUAUUAGAUCAUUGAUUAUUGAUAUUAGAUAUUAGAUGAUUGAUUGAGUUGCAAAAGAAUGUGUAGAAUGUGUCCACAUGAAAUGAAUAUUGAGUAAUAACACACAGAUAAAAAGAUGGGAAAGUUUGAACACUUGAUGUACUUAUUAUGUUAUUUGAUGACAUAUAUUAUUAUGUUACUUUAUGACAUAUAUUUUAUUAUGUUACUUUGACAUAUAUGUUAUGAUGUUACUUUAUGACAUAUAUGUUAUUAUGUUAUUUGAUGACAUAUAUGAAGUUGUUGGAAUAUUCUCACUUUUGACAAAUGAAACCCUGCACUAAAUGUUAUUUUUAUGAAUAAAAGAGCUGCUGGAA
This is a messenger RNA of Nerophis lumbriciformis (worm pipefish), 5690 nucleotides long. RefSeq names its product cytochrome P450 family 27 subfamily A member 3 (gene cyp27a3). Lineage: Eukaryota; Metazoa; Chordata; Actinopteri; Syngnathiformes; Syngnathidae. Gene Ontology annotation, molecular function: heme binding; monooxygenase activity; iron ion binding. The record is from RefSeq and is a predicted model, not a curated record. Gene Ontology annotation, cellular component: mitochondrial inner membrane. Gene Ontology annotation, biological process: glucocorticoid biosynthetic process; C21-steroid hormone biosynthetic process; cortisol metabolic process.